Amoebophrya sp. A25 is the source of this 3920-nucleotide messenger RNA. NCBI's taxonomy places the organism in Eukaryota, Dinophyceae, Syndiniales, Amoebophryaceae. The record is from the annotation of a GenBank genome assembly.
GGUGCCUCGAGUACGAUACUGACGAGCGAACAAUGAAUGCUGUAGCUAGAAAAGAUCAGGAGAGUUAUUCAGGCGGAACAAGAAGUAAGCGCUGCUGUAAAGUAACUAAGUUGUAUCUGCUAGGUGGAAGAAGUUGUAGAAGUAUGUAGUUGUAGCAAAAAGAGUAAUUGAAGUAGUAGCACAAGAAGAAUUAGUAAGUAGCUAAAGCUAUAACAACUACAACAUGUGAUCGUUCGAAAUGCUGAUGCGCAGAGUCUCACGGUAAUUCGUUUGGGACGAGCAACAGCAAGAGCCAAACGCCGUUUCACGAUAGGAUGUCGCGAGCAGAGUCGCCAAUGGCCUGUGACAGCAGUCUGCUGUCUACUGGCAAAAAGAAUCGUACCUUCACUUUAAUAUUUUCGUUUCUUGAGUAUUAAAAAAAUUAUCGUAUCCAUCGCAAUCACCAUCUAAUUCCUUACUAGUUCUUUAAUAUCCAACUUAGGUGUUGUUGCACUUGCAUGACAACAACUCCCCGAGGUCGUCUCUAACUGUGGCUAAUUGUAAUUUCGCAUGUUGGUACAGAUGGCUUUCAUCUACGAACGACACCACAGAGACGACGUACUUCGAUAGGAUAUCGAAGCUGUCAGAGAGGUUGCAGGGAUUGCAAGUUGGUUUACAGCAUGAAAGGAAUACGAGAUAUGAUCAGCUAACAGGAAAACUGCAACAUAUCGACGAGCGGCUAACGACAUCACAGGAUGCCAGUGCGAAAAAGUAUCCUCCAAAAUAGGUGAUUCAGAUGCCCUUCAAGGUUCCCGAAUAUUGCAAACCAACUUUGAGUAUCAGAGAAUCAAUUACCCAUCUUGUGAAUAUAUUGCUCAUACUUACCUGCUUUAGAAGUCGUCGUCGUCUCUUCUCUCAUCCUUAGUAGCUUAGCAGCGAAUUUCCCACGGACCGACGACGCCUAGAAGUCCUCUCCGUGACAGGUUUGUUCUCUUGAAGGAGCAGCUUGGUAAAUUUUCGAAAGACCUAGAAGAUGAGAAGAUCGCGAGGGAAAGCCUUGCUGAGAUUAAGUCUCGGGAGGUACAGCAAAUAGACCAGAGGCUGACAGCGGCUUUGGAGCAGGAGCAAAGCAGUCGCAGGGAAAGUGAACAAAGGUACUGUUUUUGGUUUAGCCAGCUCGGGGGCAAGCGCAAGCCGCUCAGAGACACAAACCCCUCAGCCCUCUGCCGGUAGGAGAGUCCGGAGGCUUGUCUCCGUGGGCUGGGGCUACUGUGCUUGCGCAUACUGGGCGGAAGCUUCGGGGGGCCGACGGUGCUCGCCGUGGGCUCUUUUCGAGAGACACUGGACCGCCGUGGACGAAGUGCCAGCAGCCGCGCCGACAGGGGCGGGGCGCGGCCGUCCUCGGAUGAGAAACGCAGAGAAAGGGAAAGGAGGGGAAUGGAGCAGGAGCGGCGCCGGGCUUCGGAGGAGGGUUCUCGCUUUGCUGUGUCUGCGGUUGUGCUUGCAUGAUGAGGCGCGCGCGGUCAUGUUUGACAGACAGAGAGCAGCCCGGGGAAGCGUCUGGCGCCUUUCGGAGGUACUCGGUCCAUCGACGAACACUUGCAGCAUGUUGCACGGCGCCACAUCUCACGGCGGGAAAGCUGAGAAAGAUAGGCUUGCCGCUUUUUUUCGCCUAUACUUUGCACUGCGACAAGGCAGGCGGCGGCGCUUCGGCGGUGUUCCCGUCUUGGCCUGCGUUGGGUCUUCCUUCUUUACCGCUGAGGGAGCUGCAGCGAGCUUCCUCCCAUCUUCUAAAGCCCCAACGUCGAUAGAUUGACGCCAUAGAUGCGUCUAGGGGGCGCGAGGACGGGCGGCCUGGGUGCACGCAGGUGCGUGGCGGAGUGGCGUGGGGCUUCGUGGCGUGUGUGUUGGGCUUUCGCGCUCCGCUGUGCGCCGGCAUGCUUGUGCGCAGCAGUGUCAUCCCUCACGACCUCACCAGGCGCGGCCACCACAGAGCAGCAAAGGGGCCAGCCUCGCAAGAGCCGCGCGCCGCCGGCUGCGGUUGUUGUUGUGUUUGUGGGGGUGGCGGGAUGGGCGUGUGAAGUGGGCGCGCGCAGGUGCCGCCGCUCCUUCGUUGUGUCGUUCGUAUGAGUGUUUUCAGGGUGUAGUGACUAAGGGCGGCCACGCCACUGGCAUGGCCUCAUCUUCGCCGCUUCCUUGUGCGUUUUUGUUAAAUCAAUCAAUCUGGGCGCGCCUUCUCUUCGUUGAAGUGUCAAGAAUGAUAUAAUCGGCAGGCUCCCUCGGGCUCGGCCAUGUAUUUGGUAGCCUCCUGAGAGUCUGAUGCAUGUGCGGAAGUAGGCGUCAGGCUGCUCCCUUUGUUUGCGUGCUCGCAGCUUUGUCGCGGGUGUAUGUGUGUGCGCACUGUCUGUAUGUUUUAUUGCCCCCGUCGCGCCGGUUGUCAUUGUGGUUCUUGCUCAAAGGGCUUCGUACUCUAAGCAGCUUGGGCUUGCCACCCGGCUUGUUGAUCGUCUGUGUCUUUGCGUUGGUCGAUGUUCUUUUUUACAUUGUAAUUCUGUCCUCUUCCUCGCUUGCGUGCUGGGGCUCGCUUCUAGUAGGUGUCGCAACAUCAAUCAACCGGCUUCUUUGCUUCAGCGAAUUGUCUGUCAUUUUUUUGCUCAUCUUCACCAGGUUGCUCCAGCAGUUCGAAGAGAAAAGCAGUUUAUUGAGGGAAGACAUUGUCAAGGAAGGGCGUAUUCGAGCAGAGAAUGAGCAGAAUUUGCGGCGGUAUCUCGAGGUGGAUAUUCCGAAACUGUACGACUCAUUACGGGAUGAGGUUUCAAAUCGCGAGGGCAUGGAGACGCGAAUUCUCAAGCGCGCAAAUGAGGAAAUCCAGCGACUCCACGAAAGUAUCGUAGCAGAGAAGCGAGCAAGAGAAGAAACCGAAGAGGCAAUGCUGCGUACUAAUACUAGCAUGAUAAAAAAUCUGACCUUUGUUGUAAAUAUUUGACAGAUGAAGAAAGUUACCUCCCUAGUUGUAGUGUGGUUAUGAAUGUUGCAAACAAUUUUUAGCAUUACUCAAAUCUUCAUCUUCACAAGCAUCACAAAUAUUAAAUGUUUCAACAUAUUAGGUAAAUUAUCACAGGUAUGAUGGAGGAUGUCGUUUCCAAGAUGCAAGCGGAAAUUGCGCAGGAGCGACGCGAUAGGGAACAGACUGAGGAAACGCUGUUGAAAUUACUGGAGGAUACCUGCAACAAAUUAAACCAAGCUUCACACAGCUUGUAGCGGUACACAAUCGUGAAAACGAUGGAAGGUAAAGCUAAAGGACUCUCUCUCUAGCUGCAUCUCUUUGUCUGCAACUCUAUGAAGACCCGGCUCGUUCUUAUCAUGAUACCAGAGUGAGCUCUCUGUAAUUGAAUCCAGUCUAUUUUUAUUCUGUUUGGGUUUGGGAGCACUUCUAGCUGCAAAUACGACAAGUAUUAAGUUCCAGCUACAUUAAAGAGAUUUUUAUGUCCUAAGCAACUUCUGUUUUCCUAGUAUCGAUUUAUCGUUCAUGAAUACUUGGUAGCUGUCGAUUGUUUCCGGCUCUCGAAAAACGGGGGAGGGAAACAGUCACACUUCGCACAUUGGAUUCAAAACAAAUCACGAAUACUUGACAUGACUGAUGAAACUAAUUUUCGCAUGUUGUAGUUUCAGUAUCUAAAUCUAGUCACAACUGACAAGAAAGAUGGAGUUCUUUCAGUGGUUGGCAAAGUUCUACCCCUGGAAGGUCUUGUUGUUAUUCAAUCGUCGUUCAGUACGUACAAGCAAAAUACGUAAGAACAAGAUAAAAAAGCUGACAAGGAGGGCGAGGCCGGGUACAUACAGAUCAUGAUGGAAAAGAUUCAUGGUGUUCUUGAGGACGAGUACGGACGGAGUGCUGCUGAUCAGCUUGUAGUCGAUGGAUGACUUAAUGUGAGAGUGAG